Molecule: messenger RNA, 1903 nt
Organism: Blepharisma stoltei
Lineage: Eukaryota; Ciliophora; Heterotrichea; Heterotrichida; Blepharismidae
Source: the annotation of a GenBank genome assembly
AUGCUUUCAAAGGUUUUGCCUCGCCGCUCAUUACCUACUUUAAGAUCUUUUUCUUCCGCUCCAGUCUACGUCGAAUAUCCAGGCAAUAUUUUUGUCCCAACGUGGACUCAUGUCCCUAUUUGGAACAUUUAUGGAGCUGAAAAAACUUACAGUUCGGCACUUCAAGCCUUCAAAGAUUCCGAGCAAACUUUCCAAGAUGGUACCUUUACCAUUGCCGAUUUUUGCUCAGUCAGUUGCAAAAAUACAAUGCACGUAGUCACCAAACUUGUAAAAGACCUCCGCACAAGAUCAAAUCGUGAAGUUUUAAUUCAUCCUACCUUACUUCCUAAUGCAAACUGGAAUGAAUAUUUCAAGCUCGCUCUCAGCGCUGAUUACUAUGGCUCCUUGACCUAUACUUUUGUAUCAGCAAGGCCAGGAGGACUAUGGAAACAACUCUUCCCAUCACAACACCUUAAUUUUAUCUAUGCAAAUCAUAGCUUUAUGCCAAUCAGUAAGAUGAGAGUUGCAGCUGAUACGAUUUGGCCUACAAUGUCGGAAGAUCCAGUCAUUAUUAGAGAGCUGAGGGAUACAGCGGCUAAGGACUUAGAUAAUAUUCUUACAUUUACUCUCCCCCCCAUUUAAUAACGAACACUUUUUUUGUUCGUUAUUAAAUGGGGUCUAACUUAUAAAAUUUUUGGAAAAAAAAAUAUAUAUAUUUAUAUUUAAUAUCUAUGAUUUUUUUAUAUAAAAAUUUCAAUUAAAGAGUUAAUAAUAAAGGAUUCAAAUGAUGGCAACAGAAAGAGAAAGCGCCUAAAUGAAAGCGAAAAGAUAACUAUUGCUAACUCCACACCCCUCCGUGAGCGAACAAAACCAUUAGAAAAAUCCCUCACCCUCCGUUAGCGACUAAAAUUUUUGUUUAAUAGAAAAAUUUUUUAUGAAAAAUUUUUGAUAUAUAAAUGAUAAUUAUUAUAAUGAAAUCUGGAGCUAAUUCUGUUUAAUUUUAAAUAAAUUACGUUUUAAAACAUAAAUUCUACAAAUUCAAUUAAUAUUUGCUUUCCAAUUUUUGCGAAUUAGGAUUUUUUUAAAUUUCGAAAAAAACAAUUUUCUGUAAAAUUUAUAAACAAUUUUUUACAAAAAAAAAUUAACCCCCUUCGUAAGCGAACGAGAUUUUUUUGUUCUCUCACGAAGCGGGGGAGUAAAGCACCAGUUAAGAUUAAGCCACUAUUAACUUAUUAGCUCUUAUUUAUUAUUCUUUGCUCGAUUAUAUUUGUCCUUAUCUUAUUCUAACUUCUUAAAAUUAGUAAACUAUAAAGACUAAAUUAGCUUAUAGAAAUUUUAUAGUAAAUUUUGUUCGUUAUUAAAUGGGGCCUAAGGAAAAAUUUUUAGGAAAAAAAAAUGACGGUUUUGUUCGUUAUUAAUUGGGGGAGUUAGAGGAAAAGAAAUCAAAAGUGGAGGGCGCUUCUGCUUUGACGUACUUUUGGAUCAUCAUAUACCCAAAUUAAGCUGCUGGAGACUGCUGAAUGAUGUUGUGGCUGACUUUGUAGCCAAUGGAAGAAUUACACAGGAAGAAAGAGCUAAAAUGGCACUUAGAAACUAUCAGAGAAAUGAUGAUAUUAUCAAUGAAGCACUGGACAAGCAUAAAAGCAAUUGAAGGGUUGUUCAUAAAGAAACUGUAACUUCAAGAUUCCCUGCUUGGGGGCAAUAUGAAAUUGAUAAAGAUGCAAAGAAACUUGCCAGGGCUUAUACUGAGUGGCUUCAAGAAUGGACUGCAGGAGCUAUUUUGAUGAAUUUGGCCGCAGCCAGACCUCAGCAAGAAAAGCAAUUUAUUAUUAGUGACAUUUAUGAAGAACUGUUCAAUAGAGUUUCUGCUAAUCCAAUGCCACUUGAUGUUCAACUUUAUGACUUCGUUCUUCAAAAACUUUAA